Molecule: messenger RNA, 1539 nt
Organism: Pteropus alecto (black flying fox)
Lineage: Eukaryota; Metazoa; Chordata; Mammalia; Chiroptera; Pteropodidae
Gene: PSMD13
Product: proteasome 26S subunit, non-ATPase 13
Exons: 13
Coding region: 87-1217 (376 amino acids)
Biological process (GO): ubiquitin-dependent protein catabolic process
Cellular component (GO): cytosol; nucleus; proteasome regulatory particle, lid subcomplex
Molecular function (GO): structural molecule activity
Source: RefSeq, a predicted model, not a curated record
GCGUGUCGCGGCGCCGGAAGUGAGUGAGCACUUCCGGCGGCGCGGAUUUCUCAGUGGUGCCGCUGUCCGGGGAUCUUUCUGCCGAAAUGAAGGACGUUCCCGGCUUCCUGCAGCAGAGCCAGAGCUCCGGGCCCGGCCAGGCCGCCGUGUGGCACCGCCUGGAGGAGCUCUACACGAAGAAGUUGUGGCAUCAGCUGACACUUCAGGUUCUUGAUUUUGUGCAGGACCCGUGCUUUGCCCAAGGAGAUGGUCUCAUUAAGCUCUAUGAGAACUUCAUCAGUGAGUUUGAACACAGGGUGAACCCUUUGUCCCUGGUGGAGAUCAUUCUGCACGUGGUCAGACAGAUGACUGAUCCUAACGUGGCUCUCACUUUUCUGGAAAAGACUCGUGAAAAGGUGAAAAGCAGCGACGAGGCAGUGAUCCUGUGUAAGACGGCCAUCGGGGCUCUCAAGUUAAACAUCGGAGACCUGCAGGUUACAAAGGAGACGAUCGAGGCUGUGGAGGACAUGCUGCACAGCCUCCCUGGCGUGACGUCCGUUCACAGCCGUUUCUACGACCUGUCCAGCAAAUACUACCAGACGGUCGGGAACCACGCGUCCUACUACAAAGACGCCCUGCGGUUCCUGGGCUGUGUCGACAUCAGGGACCUGCCAGCGCCCGAGCAGCGAGAGCGAGCAUUCACGCUGGGACUGGCGGGACUUCUUGGUGACGGAGUUUUUAACUUUGGAGAACUCCUCAUGCACCCCGUACUGGAGUCUCUGAGGGGCACUGACCGGCAGUGGCUGAUCGACACCCUCUACGCCUUCAACAGUGGCAACGUGGAGAGGUUCCAGACGCUGAAAGCCGCCUGGGGCCAGCAGCCUGACUUAGCGGCCAACGAAGCCCAGCUUCUGAGGAAAAUUCAGCUGUUGUGCCUCAUGGAGAUGACUUUCACACGACCUGCCAAUCACAGACAACUCACUUUUGAAGAAAUUGCCAAAAGUGCUAAAAUCAGUGUGAACGAGGUGGAGCUGCUGGUGAUGAAGGCGCUCUCGGUGGGGCUGGUGAAAGGGAGCAUCGACGAGGUGGACGGGCGGGUCCACAUGACCUGGGUGCAGCCCCGCGUGCUGGAUCUGCAGCAGAUCGCGGGCAUGCGGGACCGCCUGGGCUUCUGGUGCAGCGACGUGAAGAGCAUGGAGAUGCUGGUGGAGCACCAGGCCCACGACAUCCUCACUUAGCGCCUGCCUGCGGAGCUGCCUCCUGGCUGACGAAGCUGGCGGCUGGGUCUUCAUUUAAGUGGGGUGGGGUGGGGCGGGGAUUCUGUUUGGAGUAGGGACUGUUCUUGCUGUGAAAACAGGACUGUCAUUGAUGGGGGCCUGGUCACAUGGAGAAGCCUCCUUGGUGGGUGUCUCCUGUCACCUACACUGGGGAAGAGUCACCGCAUCUUAGGUGGUGAGGCAAGCACGUGUGUGGGGACACCCGCUCUAAGGCUGGUUUCUGUCCAUCCCCCUGCUGCAUGAGCGCUCAGUUCUGUAAUAAACGCCUUUGCUUUGUCCCGUC